Molecule: messenger RNA, 1167 nt
Organism: Pichia kudriavzevii
Lineage: Eukaryota; Fungi; Ascomycota; Pichiomycetes; Pichiales; Pichiaceae
Exons: 1
Coding region: 1-1167 (388 amino acids)
Source: RefSeq, a predicted model, not a curated record
AUGUUCAGCACUACUGGUUUGGCUGUGGGGCUGGCGAUUGGGGUCCCCACCUUUGUCUGCUUGGUCGUGGCGGGGGCUUUUUGGUACAGACAAAGACUUCACUAUCAGAAGGAUCUGGAGCUACAUAAGGACGUGGACGACUAUGACGAGAUCAACGAUCUCGACCUGGACAACAUGAUGGCGUCUCCAAGGAAACAAAGACAGCGCCAUUACUCUAAAGAAAGGACGCCUGUUGACGACGAGGAUAGUGGCUCUAGAAAUUCCGAGAGUCGAAGAGAUAUUAAUAGUAACAGACGCAGUUAUGAGAGUGAAGGGAAUCGAUUUGAUGAAGUAAAUGGUGAAUUUGUCAUCAAGAAUGGUAACUAUAACAUCAGGAAAACAUCCAAGAUCAUGGGCCUUAGACUUGUCUCCAAGAACAAUGAAGGUGGUAACAAAAAUUCUAAUGGUGUGGAAACUCCUGGAUCAAAGUUGUCUUUAGCCACAAAAAAUGACAACAAUUUCAAGACGUACUAUGAAUCGAUGAUUCCUGUGUUUGACGGGAAUACGCAUGCUGAAGAGUCUUCAAGUACAUUCAAUGAAAAAGACUUAAAGAUGAACCCGGCAAUGACCCCAAGUAAAGUUAAUAACCACCAAUCUCAUUCAAGUAUGGACUUGUAUAAACUGUUGCAGGAAGAUUCUCCAAUAUUUCCGAGGGCUAUGGUCAAUUCAUCAAGUCUCGGUGAUUUCACUUCACCGUUAAAAAAAAGCAGUGAUAAAAGUUUGAGUAUAGCCUCUGGAAGUCCCGUGAAAUCAAAAGGAGUAGAAAAUUCAAAUGUAAAUAAUCACAACGUGAACUUCACAGCGGAUACCGAGUCUCUACCCAAAUCGGAGCCUUUCCAUGUUUCUCCUUUUGAUACACCCCCAGCGAGAAAGAAACUGAUACUGAACUUGGAAGACAAUUCAUCAUAUGAACAAGACGACAUAAAUAUUGAAAGUAAUGCGGAAAGUGGGUCUGAUGAUAUGCAUGAUGCACCAUACUCAAGACAUGCAUCACCAUCAAAGGGAAACUUGCAUAGAAGAAACAAAUCUGCUGAUAGUUAUCAAGUAUUGGAAGAUGAAGAGAAUCUAGCCGAGCAAACACAUGACAGAAAAAGGAAGGAGUGGCUAGACACAUACCGCAAACUAUGA